AUGGACACGUCGACGCUGGAGUCACUGAGUGUGGCUGAUGCGGUGCCGCCCCCGCCGGCUCAGCCGUCCCCAUGGGAGUCGCCUGUGCUGUACCUAUUUGGAGUGUUAUCUGUAGUUGUGGGGCUUAUUGCCUUUGCCAUCUUAAUUCUGGUCACUUCAUACAAGAAGCUGACAGCUGGCAACCUGGACAGACGGUACAAUGACGUUGAAGCCAGAGAAAAGUCGGGGCCUCAGUCGACGGAAGAGAAGUAUCUGGUGAUUAUGGCCGGGCAGGAGAAGCCCAGUUUCUUGGCAACGCCGGCGAUGUGGAGCUCAAGGGAAGUUGUGUGUAGCAACUGUUAA
This is a messenger RNA of Striga hermonthica, 342 nucleotides long. The record is from the annotation of a GenBank genome assembly. NCBI's taxonomy places the organism in Eukaryota, Viridiplantae, Streptophyta, Magnoliopsida, Lamiales, Orobanchaceae.